Messenger RNA from Diabrotica virgifera virgifera (western corn rootworm), 799 nucleotides. RefSeq names its product protein ATP6V1FNB-like. The coding region runs from base 122 to 694 and encodes 190 amino acids. NCBI's taxonomy places the organism in Eukaryota, Metazoa, Arthropoda, Insecta, Coleoptera, Chrysomelidae. The transcript is spliced from 2 exons. The record is from RefSeq and is a predicted model, not a curated record.
UUUGUCACUAUCCAGUUUACAAAAUGUCAGAAUCGUAGUUCCUCAAAAACUUCCAUUUUAAUUAAAUUUAACCGUUUAAACAUUUAAAUUUUUUUAAAUUUGCUGUUGAGUUUCAUCAAAAAUGGCGCCCCAUCCAAGAGGGAUAGAUCCAAAACUCCAGAAUGGCUGGAUAUAUUCUAUCCAGAGAGAAGAUAAAUUGAGACUGAGAUGGUUUCGUAAACACGAGGAGAGAUUGAACGAAAUAGCCAACAAGAGUUGCUCAAGGAUGGUUCGGGAUGAGGACAAAGAGAAAUUUGCUGAAGGAAUGAUAGAUACCUUUCGAAACGCUCAAAGGUGUCCUAGGAAGAAAAUCGACGAGUUGGAACCUAAAGAGCCAAGCGCAUUGCAUGACUACAUGAGACCUGUGGAUCCAGAUCUGAAGAAACUGCUAUACGGCAAAGACAAAGAUAGUCGUGAAAGAUACCUCCGCGAAAGAGCUCACAUAAUACCCGAGAAACGAUACUACCUUCCUGAAUGUAGCAGUUGGAUUUAUGGGUGGAAUAUGUGGGAUACAGUAAAAACCAUGGCGAAGUAUCCUUUCGCAAGAGAAGAAAUCAUAAAGAAUUCGUUUUAUAGAAGAAGAGGGGUUCAAAGAGAUCCCGAUUGGUAUCGGGAACCUGCAGUGUAUAGUCCAACGAUCUGCAUGGAAAACUAACCUCUAAAAUUAUCGUGUUAAAUUCAGAAAUGUGUAAUUUUUAUAUAAGUAGUCAUAGAAAAUUAAAAUUUAAAGUUUUGCAAAUACGAAUCAAUUUAAACAUUA